AUGGCGAACAUGUCCGCACAAGAAGUUAUCGCGACUUUGGGCCUUACGCCCCACCCCGAGAAGGGUUAUUAUGUCGAGACGUUUCGAGACACCGUCGCACCAGGCUCCCGCGCACACAGCACAUGCAUCUACUAUCUUCUCGAAGGAGAGGCGGGCUUGUCGCACUGGCACCGAGUGAUGGAUGCGGUAGAAACAUGGCAUUACUAUGCCGGAGCUCCGAUGCAGCUCUCGCUGUCUUGGGAUGAUGGGACGCCGACUCGAGACUUCAUUCUCGGCAUCGACCUCGCUAAGGGGCAGCGGCCCCAGGCUACGGUUGCACGCAAAGAAUGGCAGCAUGCUAAGAGCUUGGGAGACUGGACGCUGGUAGGUUGUACAGUGGCGCCUGCUUUCCAGUUCGAUUCCUUUGAGAUGGCUAAGCCUGGCUGGGAACCUCGAGUAUCCGAAUCGAAAUAA
Molecule: messenger RNA, 453 nt
Organism: Penicillium chermesinum
Lineage: Eukaryota; Fungi; Ascomycota; Eurotiomycetes; Eurotiales; Aspergillaceae
Product: cupin domain-containing protein
Exons: 2
Coding region: 1-453 (150 amino acids)
Cellular component (GO): intracellular anatomical structure
Source: RefSeq, a predicted model, not a curated record